Amoebophrya sp. A120 is the source of this 1481-nucleotide messenger RNA. The record is from the annotation of a GenBank genome assembly. Lineage: Eukaryota; Dinophyceae; Syndiniales; Amoebophryaceae.
GCAGUCCGCAGCAAACAACAUGUCGUUCAUGAAGCGACUCUACAAGGACGAGGUUUCGCCCGCGCAAUUUGUUUCGAGGCUGUGACAACGACUAUCAAAUGUAAAAGUGUCUGGGUCUGGAAACUUGUGAUGCAAGUCAGGGAAAAAUGCGCAUACUGUAAUGCACUGCCAAGCAUGACAAGGUUUUCCGUGGUUCAGUGUUGCGAACUCCGCAUGAGAAACUGCGUUUUUGCAUGACAGGCAAGAGAAGCCCUUUGCGGCCACGCAAUACAGAGCUCAGAGUCAUGCUGGACUAGCAUGACAAAUCCCGGAAUCUUCCAGACCCAGACACUUUUGCAUUUGAUAACGACUUCAAGGGCUGGAUCGUUGUGGUAUCGCAAGGAAAAAUCCCCCCUCCCCAUAUUGAAGAGGUAGGUUUUCGAAAAUUUGCGUUGCUGAUUUGAGGUCACAAAUCACGUUUGUGCUGCAAGAAGACAAGGGCAGCAGCUUCCGUCCCAUUAUGGAGCCGGUUUGUCAUGCUGUUGAGCCAACAUCGCGGACGCUUUUCAUGCUAAGCGCCUAAGUCAAAGCCUCUCUAGUACUCAGGCUUGAUAUGGGUCUGCAGUCCUCUCCAGCAAGACAAAUGCGAUCUGUGUACUCAAAUACUGCAUCUGUUCGGGCUGCUGAUUGUUCCACUUCCUCUUAGCGGUACCAGUUUCGCCUCACGCCUCAAAUACUGCAUCACAAAUUUCGUUUUCGAUAUGGGGAGGGGGGAUUUUUCUUUUUGAUAUGUGGAGCAGGAUCUUCUCGGCGAGGCAAAAACUAAUCCACUGCAGUCCGCAGCAAACAACAUGUCGUUCAUGAAUCGACUCUAUCAAAUGUAAAAAUGUCUGGGUCUGGAAGAUUCAUGCUGUUUUUGCAUGACACAGAAGGUCUGGCAUGGAAGCUCUAGCAUCACAGGUUUCGAGAAGCCUCCGCAAUGCCGAACCCGCAUGAGAAAUCCCCCAUUUUGGUGACAGAAUUGAGCAGCUUUUGCUACCUAUGCAUGAGAGAUUUUUCUGUGUUCGAAAAUGCGCAUCACAAGUUCGGAUCCUUCCAGACCCAGACAUUUUUACAUUUGAUAGACUCUACAAGGACGAGGUUUCGCCCACGCAAUUUGUUUCGAGGCUGUGAAAAAGCCAGUUAUGCAUUGCAAAAAUGUCUGGGUCUGGAAACUUGUGAUGCUGAGUGGCGUAGCACGAGGAGGCCACGACUGCUGGCUCAGCAUGACAAAUUUCUGAGCUUGUAGGAGUAGGUGUUGCCUAUUCUGCAUGACAAACUGCGUCUCCGCAUGACAGAAACCUGCGGCUCGGGCUCUUGGGCAACGUGCAUGACAGAUUUAAGAGUCAUGCCAGACAAGCAUGACAAACGUGCAUUCUUCCAGACCCAGACAUUUUUACAUUUGAUAGCAGUCCGCAGCAAACAACAUGUCGUUCAUGAAACGACUCUACAAGGACGAGGUU